Sorex araneus (European shrew) is the source of this 3930-nucleotide messenger RNA. It is a transcript of the gene PPP2R2C, whose product is annotated as protein phosphatase 2 regulatory subunit Bgamma. The transcript is spliced from 9 exons. Lineage: Eukaryota; Metazoa; Chordata; Mammalia; Eulipotyphla; Soricidae. Gene Ontology annotation, cellular component: cytosol; protein phosphatase type 2A complex. The coding region runs from base 197 to 1540 and encodes 447 amino acids. The record is from RefSeq and is a predicted model, not a curated record. Gene Ontology annotation, biological process: peptidyl-serine dephosphorylation. Gene Ontology annotation, molecular function: protein phosphatase regulator activity; protein binding.
GCACGGGCCGGCCGGGAUGCGCGCCCGGGCCCCGGCUCGCCCCGACCCGCCGGCCGCGAUGCCCGCCCCCCGAGGCCCCGGCGGCCCGCGCCCCUGCUAGGCUGCGGCGGCAUGGCCCGCGCGCCCGGCGCCACCUCUGCGGAUUGCAUCGCUGUGCGGCGGCGGGGCAUGCCCAGGGCACCGGGCACGGCCUUCAAUGGGCGAGGACACGGACACGCGGAAAAUUAACCACAGCUUCCUGCGGGACCACAGCUAUGUGACAGAAGCCGAUAUCAUCUCUACCGUCGAGUUCAACCACACCGGCGAGCUGCUGGCCACCGGCGACAAGGGUGGUCGCGUGGUCAUCUUCCAGCGGGAACCAGAGAGCAAACACGCGCCUCACAGCCAAGGCGAGUAUGACGUCUACAGCACGUUCCAGAGCCACGAGCCCGAGUUCGACUAUCUCAAGAGCCUGGAGAUCGAGGAGAAGAUCAACAAGAUCAAAUGGCUCCCGCAGCAGAACGCGGCCCACUCCCUGCUGUCCACCAACGAUAAAACCAUCAAACUCUGGAAGAUUACCGAGCGGGACAAGAGGCCCGAGGGUUAUAACCUGAAGGACGAGGAAGGAAAGCUCAAGGACCUGUCCACGGUGACGUCACUGCAGGUGCCCGUGCUGAAGCCCAUGGACCUGAUGGUGGAGGUCAGCCCCCGGAGGGUCUUCGCCAACGGCCACACCUACCACAUCAACUCCAUCUCCGUCAACAGCGACUGCGAGACCUACAUGUCGGCCGACGACCUGCGCAUCAACCUGUGGCACCUGGGAGUCACCGACCGCAGCUUCAACAUCGUGGACAUCAAGCCGGCCAACAUGGAGGAGCUGACCGAGGUGAUCACGGCGGCCGAGUUCCACCCGCUCCACUGCAACCUGUUUGUGUACAGCAGCAGCAAGGGCUCCCUGCGGCUCUGCGACAUGCGUGCGGCCGCCCUGUGCGACAAGCACUCCAAGCUCUUUGAAGAGCCUGAGGACCCGAGCAACCGCUCCUUCUUCUCGGAGAUCAUCUCCUCUGUGUCGGACGUGAAGUUCAGCCACAGCGGCCGCUACAUGCUCACCCGGGAUUACCUCACGGUCAAGGUCUGGGACCUGAACAUGGAGGCGAGGCCCAUAGAGACAUACCAGGUCCACGACUACCUUCGGAGCAAGCUCUGCUCCCUGUACGAGAACGACUGCAUCUUCGACAAGUUCGAGUGUGCCUGGAAUGGCAGCGACAGCGUCAUCAUGACCGGAGCCUACAACAACUUCUUCCGCAUGUUUGACCGCAACACCAAGCGUGAUGUCACGCUGGAAGCCUCUCGGGAGAGCAGCAAGCCGCGGGCCGUGCUCAAGCCGCGGCGCGUGUGCGUGGGCAGCAAGCGGCGGCGUGACGACAUCAGUGUGGACAGCCUGGACUUCACCAAGAAGAUCCUGCACACGGCCUGGCACCCGGCCGAGAACAUCAUCGCCAUCGCCGCCACCAACAACCUCUACAUCUUCCAGGACAAGGUCAACUCAGAGAUGCACUAGGCGUGCAAGGGCAGCUCGGAGUGGCCCUGGCGGGGGCAGUGGUCACUAGACCUGACCCCCAGCUCUGGAGAGGCCAGAGGGCCUGUGCUGGUCAUGGCCUGCUUCCAAGGAGGGGAGCGGGCUCCCCGGCGCCCCCAGGUGGGCCGGAGGGGGUGUCACCCUGCGGCCGGGUUCUUUCUGCACAGGCUGGGGAUGGGACCGCGGGGUCCCUCUUUCCCUCCCGCAGCCGCUUUCAGGGCGAGCGCCCUGCACCCCCGCCUCCCGGGCUCCUGGGGGCUGAGGGCAAGGCUCGGACAAGCCAGGUUUGUUUGGUUAGAGGGGAGCACGGACACUCCCGUACUGAUCCGGUCGCGGUGCUUGUUUAUUUAUUGAAUGGAAACAUGAAUCCAUACUGCAGGGGGGUCCAGGGGCGCCGGCCUUUCCGGCAGCUUGUCCAGCUCAUCCAGCUCUUCCAAGCUCCCGAACGGUCUGACGUUUGCUGAGAGGCAGGGGUGGGGGCACGUGGGAGUCCCCACCCCCUGUGUGUGUGUGCCUGUUCUUUCUAGAACCCCACCUUUGCUGGGUGCCAGGCAGGAGGGCGCCCGGCCAGGACACCCCGGGCAGCUGGGCCUGGCCUCCUUCCAGCUGGUGCCCCUUGUGGGAGUUCGGACUGGAUCGCUCCAGGACUGCGGAGAGCCGAUGGGGGACCCAGAGAGGCCAAGUGGGUCAGUGUCCAGGCCCGCAUGAGUAGGUGAACUCAUCAUCCUUCCCAGGGUGCAGAAGAGGAAGCUGAAGCCCCAGAGUGUGUUACACCCACGCCGUCCAGGGGCAGGAGGCCCCUCGGCCUUUCCCAAGGCAGACCUGUCCAGCCCAUCACAUCUCUGGCUCAUCAAUGUUGCCUCUGCGUACCACCAGUGGCUCACACUUAAACAUGGUUUCAUGGACAGAAAUCUCCGCUGCGUGGCUGUGUGUUAAAGGGACCUUCUCAGCCUGGAAGGUUCUGGCAAGGCCUCUGAGCCCUGUGACAGGGCUGCGACCCGAGUUCCAGAGAGAACCGAAUCGCAGAUGGAGAACGGAGAGGCCCCGCUCCUGUCUGGUCAGCUGCCGCUGGCGUCCCCCGGCGCUUUUCCAGGUGCACUGGAAAUUGCAUGUUAUCACCACGUUAGGAUGCUUUUUCUUUAAUCACCCCCUGGUCUCAGCGGGCUGCCUGGUUUUCAUCCCAGUCUUCUGCGCCAGCUCCGCCCGGCCCCACCCCUCCCGCAGACCACGCCCCUCCCUCAGACCACGCCCCUCCCUCAGACCACGCCCCAGUUGCGGGCCACACCCAAAUGCACAGACCACGCCCCACCCCAUCACAGGCUACGCCCCGUCCCUGUCACAGGCCACGCCCCCACCUGUCAUGCUCCGCCUGUGCAGUCUCCCCAGGUGGGUGGACCCUGGACCAUGUGGCCUCUGUAUUGUGAUGGGCAGUGCAGAGGCCCAGGAAAACCAACUUUUUUUUUUUUUAAACGAGACGCAACUGAACCCAGGAAACGACCCUCCCCAGACUCUUCAACUGGUAACUGCAUACUGUCGUGUGUGGAAAGCGCAGGCGCAUGGCACUCACUUCCAGCCCUACAAUAGCUCCAGCAGGAAAUAGGUUUCUUCUUCUCUUUUUCUUUUUUCUUUUUUGGCUUUGUUUUUAAACCUCCGUGAAUGAAGAAUGUUUCUAUCUCGCUGUCAGCUCCAGGUGACCUGGACAGUAUUAUAUGUACAUAACUAUUCUAAUUAAAUUUAAUAAUCAUAGCAUUCCGUCCUUUCUUUCCCCCCUGUAAAGAAGCUUGAGACCCGUGGUGAAUUGUAUAGAAAUCUUAUUGAUGUGGAAAUCCAGCCCUGGGGGGCCUUCGGGCAUUACUCAGCUCUGUCGUGGCACAAUCCAGCUCCUUCCUGCCUGCCCGGUGCCAGGGGAAGGGGCCUCGGCACCGCGGUGACCGCCCUGACUUCUGAUGGAAACUUGGAGGACCGUGCCAGAGAGGAACUGCAGCUCUCGGGCGAGUGGAGACGGCCUGUCUCCUCCAGUGAGACUCGUCCCCAGCUCUCGGGGGACUGGCCGUCUCUCCAGAGCCACCGGGGGAGCUUGCGGUGGGCGAAGAAAGGCAGUUGGGGGCGGGGAGGUGCACAGCCACGGAGGUGGCUCCCCGACCGCCUCACUGUCCACUCUGGAGUGUCCUGGAGUGUGUCGUGGUGGCGCAGUGGCUCCUGAGCGGGGUGGUGCGUGGUGGUAGUGUAGAGGACCCUGUCCCAGACUGUGUGAGUGACCAUUGGUGCAUCCCCUCCCCUUGGUGUCUCACAAACAAUCCAGCUGUUGAAUACAAUUAUAAAUAUGUUAAUACCAGCUUUUUCCAAUAAAAUAACAAAUGUCACAUUGCAAA